Messenger RNA from Stegodyphus dumicola, 8219 nucleotides. RefSeq names its product multiple ankyrin repeats single KH domain (gene mask). Gene Ontology annotation, cellular component: cytoplasm. Gene Ontology annotation, molecular function: protein binding; RNA binding. Gene Ontology annotation, biological process: innate immune response. NCBI's taxonomy places the organism in Eukaryota, Metazoa, Arthropoda, Arachnida, Araneae, Eresidae. The record is from RefSeq and is a predicted model, not a curated record.
UCAACUAUGCUCAUAGAAGCCUCGAAAGGUGGACACACUGCUGUUGUACAGUUAUUGUUAGAUUACCCAAAUAGUCUGCUAGCAUCUCCACCUCCACCUCCUGACCUUACACAAAUUCCUAAUGCUUCUCUAGAAAGCACUGAGGCACCAAGAGUUCCUCCUCAUGGACUUGCUGUUUUUUCUCCCCAAGAGCCUGAGCAAAAUUCUGUAUCCAAUAAUUCAUACAGCAUACAAGGUCCACGCAUUCAGGAUCUUCUACGCGAGUCUCUACCUAAUUCUUCUCAAUCCGUACCAAAGCAGAAAUCUAUUCAAAGGAAGAAUUCUCUUAUAAAAAAUAACGAGGCCCCCUCCUCCUCAUUCUAUGAAAAUGUUCGUUAUCAUUAUCGUAGCAAAAGCAAUGCUGCAGCACAAGUUAAUUCUUUGUCCAUUCAGGCUGAAACAGGAACACCAAAAUGCUUGGUGGAAAAUGAAUUACCUUCUUCUGUAGUAGUCAGUGGAGGAGGGGGGAAUAUGGAAUCUGAAAUAAUGAGCUCGGAUAUGAAACCUAGUGAAAGGCUUGAACAGUGUAUUAAUUCUAUGAUGAAAAAAGCCGAGAUGCUGCAUCCCAGUCCAGAAGAGCAGAUUUUCCAGAAACAACAAAUUCUUGAAGAAUUGCAACGGGUUGAACGAGAACUUCAAGAAAAAGCUCAAGCACAGCUCUUGUUGACAGCACAACAUCAGCAACAUCAUCAAAACUUACAAGGCCUGGGAACUUUAGUUACAGGAACUCCUACAAUAACUACUCUUUCCAGCAACUCUUCAAAUUCAUUUCCCAAUGUGUCAGGAGCACAUACACAGCAAGUACUCAUUAAUUAUGGUACAGUUCUAGACCUUCAUUCUUUGUCCUCUCUUACAGACAUUUCUUCCAUGUCAAGCCAUUUUCUUCGAUCAGCUGCGAUCACAGCUGCUACAUCAGCUGCUGCUACAUCAACUGCUGCCUCUAUUACAUCGCUUGCUGCUGGUAAUACCCUUACUGUUCCUCAAGCAGUACAUGCUCAGCAAUUUUAUCAACAGCAACAAAAAGCUCUCCAGCAGCAAUCUGUAAUUACAACGACCACACCAGCUGCUGAAUAUUGCAAGUCUCGCGUUGGUAAACCAGCAAAACAAGCUAAAACAGCAGUCAUGAAACAAGUAUUACAACAACAGCCUUUCCAGAUGCAGUCAAGCCAGUUGCAGAAUGAGACAAUUGACCCACAAGAUCAUUUUGAAGAAAUCAAUUUGAGAAAUAUUGUUUUCAGUGAACAGCAACAACAACAACAGCAGCAGCAGCAACAACAACAACAACAACAGCAGCAGCAGCAGCAGCAGCAACAACAACAGCAGCGGGAACAACAACAACAGCAGCAGCAAAUGCAGUUGCAGCAACAAUUACUGCAUCAGCAUUCACAGCAACAAUUUGUUUUAUCUGAAAUUACUCAAAAUCUAACUCUAAGAGGAACCAAAUAUUGCGAAGGAGCAAUAGCUGGAAUUAUGCAUGCAAUGGGAGGUUUUAAAUUAACAUCAGAUAGUACCCAAACUCAUAAUAUUCCAAUGUAUGAUCCUGUAGCUGUUGGUCAAGCUCUCUUACAGCAGCAGCUUCAGCAGCAGCAACAUUUGGCACAGCAUCAGCAGUUAACUCAAGCAAUGCAGGAAGAAACAAAAAGGCAACAGCAGCCGCAGCAUUAUGAAAAAAAUAUUAAACUUUUGAAAGGGAAAACUAGCAAACUUCAACAGCAGUUGUUAAAUACAAGUCAGCCAUCUCUAAUAUCUCAACAAGCAACUCAACAGGCAGUCAAACAACAGCUUGCUUCCUCUUGUGGUGAAACUUGCACUUUGGUUGGAAACAUUCCCAUUGAUGGAACAGGUGUUUUAACACUUAGUGGAAUGGCAUCUCCUGCUUUUCCUGUAUCAAUAGCUGUUUCACCUGUAUCCUUAUCAUCUCCAGUGUCAAUAGCUACAAGUUGUGGAGCUUCAUUUACCCAUAAUUUAUCAUUAGAUGAAGGGCUAAUGGUUGCUGCUCCUGCAAGGACCCUCCAUGAAACUUUAGGGGAUAUCAUGUCUGGACCAACAACACAGCUAGCUGGCACCCAUAUGAAUUUAAUGCAACAGGCAGCCCAUUGCACGGAAGCUUGUUUGAAUAUGUCUGCACCUGGAGGAAAAAGUAGGAGUUUAUCAAUGUCAUCACUGCCUGGAGUUAGUGCUUCAACAGCAACAUUGCCUUUAACUUUUCAUACCUUAGCUCCAUCUCUAACGCCUUGUGUUCCUGUUCAAGUUUCAGCCAGUAGUGAUUGUAUUUCUCACCAUUUGCCUCAUUUAGCACAUACUACUGCAGCUCCUUCCACUCCUGCACCCCCUUUAUAUCCACCUCUUGAUCUAAACUCCCAGACUGAUAGUAAUCAUGACACAGCCCUUACUCUUGCUGCUGCUGGGGGACAUGAAGAAUUAGUUAGCCUGUUGUUGUCUAGAGGAGCAGACAUCGAGCAUCGAGACAAAAAGGGUUUCACACCAUUAAUGCUUGCUGCCAGUGCUGGCCAUGCUGGUGUUGUUGAAAUCCUUUUGAAUAAUGCUGCAGAAAUAGAAGCACAAUCUGAAAGAACAAAAGAUACAGCACUCUCCUUAGCUGCCACUGGUGGAAGAUAUGAAGUUGUUGAAAUUCUUCUGACUCGUGGGGCAAACAAAGAACAUAGGAAUCUGUCUGAUUAUACACCUCUAAGUCUAGCUGCCUCUGGGGGAUAUGUUAAUAUUAUCAAGCUUCUCUUAAACCAUGGAGCUGAAAUAAAUGCUAGGUGCCGAAAUUGUCUGUUUUGCAGAACUGGAAGCAAACUUGGUAUCUCGCCCCUUAUGUUAGCUGCCAUGAAUGGUCACACCCAAGCAGUGAAAUUAUUAUUGGACAUGGGUAGUGAUAUAAAUGCACAAAUUGAAACUAAUCGAAACACAGCUCUUACAUUAGCCUGCUUCCAGGGGCGACAGGAUGUUGUGAGUCUUUUACUUGAUCGCAAAGCAAAUGUAGAACAUCGUGCUAAGACUGGUUUAACGCCAUUAAUGGAGGCCGCAUCUGGAGGCUUUGUUGAAGUUGGGAAAGUGCUUAUUGAUAAAGGAGCUGACGUGAAUGCCCCACCUGUGCCUUCCUCACGUGACACAGCUCUCACCAUUGCUGCUGAUAAGGGACACCACCGAUUUGUUCAAUUACUCCUCCAGAGGGAUGCAAUCGUUGAUGUUAAGAACAAGAAAGGAAAUUCUCCCUUAUGGCUAGCUGCUAAUGGUGGACAUCUGGAUGUUGUACAGCUAUUGUGCAAUCAUAAAGCAGAUAUUGACAGUCAGGACAAUAGGAAAGUCUCUUGCUUAAUGGCUGCAUUUAGAAAAGGGCAUGUAAAAGUAGUGAAGUGGAUGGUUAAGCAUGUUACACAGUUUCCUUCUGAUAUGGAAAUGACACGCUAUAUGAGCACAGUUACAGACAAGGACUUGUUAAAGAAAUGCAACACAUGUAUGGAUGCGAUUAGGGUUGCAAAAGAUCGACAAGCUGCUGAAGCUUAUAAGAAUGCUAAUAUAUUGCUGGAGGAGUUGGAUUUAGAAAAGUGUCGAGAAGAAAGCCGUAAAGCAGCAGCUGCUCGGCGCAGAGAACGCAAAAGAAGAAAAAAAAGAGAGAAACAAGAACAGCUAAGAGCAGCCAAAGCUGCUGCUGAAGAAUCAAAAAAAGCUGAAAAAAACGACAACCAGCAAUUAGCCAAACAGCAGCCAAUGCAUCAAAGUGAUCAAUCGGAAGUUGAGGAUGAUGAUGAGGAAGAGGAAGAGGAAGAUGAGGAAGAAGAAGAGAAAGAUGAUGAUGAAAAUUUAUUGCCUUCUGAAUGUAGUUCCCCAAAUGACACUAAUUCAAGGUUGCCCACUACAAAUAGCAGUCCUAGCAAAAAUAAGCCAUCACCUAGCAAUAGCCCUUCAAAUAACGAAGUUAAAUGCAAAGAAAUAUAUACGUAUGAUCAGGAAACCAAUCAGUCCCCUUCAAAUCAAAAAUCCAAUGAGCCGUCUCAAUCCGAAAAGCGCCGUGAUCGUGAGAAAUCAAAAACUCAGGAAAAAAACAAGAGAAACAUGAUUAACAAGGGACAAUCCUCAGAAAAUAAUAGGAGCUGUAAUGAAAUCAUGGUGGCUGAGAAACAUGCCUCAAAAGUUUCGGAGUCAGUGACUGUGAUAAAUACUUCUACUGUCAGUAAUUGUAAUAGGAACAACAAAAAGCGGAAUCAGAAGCAUGAGGUCACCAUGAACUGUUCUACAAUUGUCACUACCCCUUCAUCCACUAACUUGAAAAAUAUCUCAACUCUUACUUCUGCUAGUGUAUGUCCAGUAGCAGAAAUUAAAAGCCAGAACAUGGUCCAUAAGCAUUAUAAACCCAAAGAACUUUUAGUGAAUGGUAUCAGUGGGAACAGUGUCACUGAUUAUGAUGAUUUUUGUGCCCUAUUUACCCAGAAUUCGAAUAUCCGAGGGAAAAGCAAAAGUUCAGUUGAAAAACUAAGCUUAGAGAGUUUUGGGGAAAUGCCUCUUGAUCUUCCAACAGAAGUUGCUCUUUCAUCUGGUCUCAGGAGCCCAUCAGCUACAAAUUUGCCACAUAGUUUAAAAUCUUCACUGACAAACAGUGCAUCACCUAAAAAGUGGCAAAAAAGAGACGAAGGGUGGAAAGAAGUUGUUAGAAGUAAACUGUUUAACAGGUCAAAGAAGGUAUCAGUUCCUGCAAACGCCAUUAGUCGUGUCAUAGGUCGAGGAGGAAUGAAUAUAAAUGCCAUUAGAGAGGCAUCCGGUGCUCACAUUGAAGUUGAAAAACAGAAGGGUCAAGGGGAAAGGACAGUGAUAAUUAGAGGUUCAGCUGAAGCAACUCGCCUAGCUCAGCAACUAAUAACAGCCUUGAUAAAAGAACCAGAAAAGGAAUUAUCUGAAAUACUUUCAAGGUACGGUUUGGGUCAUAUUAAUUCCUCAGUAACUUUUCCUGAAAGUUUCAAGACAUCUAGCAUCAGCAUUAAUCCGUCUCUCUCUACUUCUGCUCAGGUAUCUUCUUUUUCCAGCCAAAACAAAAACUUAAUAAAGCAACAAGUAGUAACAAAGACCUCAGGGAAUGCUACUACAGUCACUAAAACAACUUCCAUUCCACCUCCUAGUUUGCCUGCAAAUGCUACACCUCCAUUUACAAAUCAAAUCCGCUCUGUGUUAUCUAGCUCACAAAAUAUUAGGCCUGGUAUUCCAGUUUGUAACUCUGCUACACCUCCAUUUCUUAAUAAUGCACAAAAUGCAUGGACAGGGGUAGUUGUAACAGGGAAAGUUCCUGUAAAUGUUCCUCGCCCAACUGUGCCCAUGUGCACCUCAUCUGCAUCUUUAAAUGUAGCUACUGUAUCUGCAAGAGUAGUAACAACAACUAGCAUUGAAAAAAGUCCUGUUGUUAGAGAACUUUUUCCUCAAGAUAAGAACACUUCCUCACAACCAGGCAGUACUACAGCUACGAAAACCACCGUUUCUUAUACAAUGGCUGUUAUUGCCCAGGGAAAGGCCCCUAAAACUGUUCCAGCAAAUAUAGUUUCAGUAACAACAAAAGUAACUACUACAUCUGAUACAAAAGUUUCUACAAUUUCACCAGUUUCUAUUGAAAGAGCUGGUAGUGCACCUCCUUCAUCUACUGUUAUCCAUCCACAAAUGACGCUAGGGCACAAUACUUGUUCUGGCCCAUCACCUGUUCAGCCAUUUGCAACUAACCACUCUCCAAAAAUUUCAAAUGGUACUAUUAUGACUCAACAAGGCGUUAAUACUCAGGCACGAGUUCAUUCGACACAGGCACCAGUUCAGUCUAAACCUUUUGUCAAUUCAACAGUAUCUGUAAGCCAGGCAGUUUCUACGAGUAACCCUCCAUCCACAUCACCUACAUGCUCACAUACAGUAACAACUGCACAACCUGGUAUAGCGCAAGACUAUUCUCCUUUUGAUAAUAUUUUUGCCCAAGUUGCUCAGAGUGUUUGGGGUCAGAAAGAUAAAGAGGCAUCCAAACCAAAUUUUGCAAGUGUUGCAGCCUCUGGUGUUACAUCAGUAGCUUCUCAAGUUCAAAAUUCAAAUCCUGUGCAAAGCACACUUACUCUUUCUCUUCCUCAAAAUUCUGAGCCUGAUUUGAUUGUCGAUGCUGCUAAAGCUCCAGGAUAUCGAGGGAAUCUUCAUAUUUCACCUAGUGCCUCCUCUAAUUCCUCAGCUUCCUCUAAUCCUCCUCAGAUAGGUAUUUCACACAACUCAAAUUUUGGGCCCAUUGGUAGUGGACCUCGUAGUGCUCCUUGUACUCCACCACUAGGUCCCAUAGGGUCUCUUUCCUCAGUAGCCUCUAGCAAUCGGCGUUCAACACCACCUGUUGUGCCAAGCCCACCUCCUCCGUCACCUCACCUUUCCCGGUCCCUACCAGAAACACAGAGUAUUGCAAUAAAUGAAUUACCCCGGUCCAUGCCAGGAGGAUGUUCUGGACUUCCUCCACCUCCUCAUAUGUCAGUCCAGAUGUCUGAGGCAAUAUACCAUCAUCAAGGCUUAGGAAUGUCUUCCCACCCCAGUCGUCUGCAGUCAUAUCCAAUGGCUUCAACUUUAGCAAGCCCAGGUGGAACGAAUACAACUUUCAGUCAGCACAGCCCACUUUCUUCAGUUGGUACGAUUCUACCGGAAGGGAUAAGUAAUGGUCCUAUUCAAGUUGUGCAAAGCAAUCUUAAUCCUAAUGCCCCGGACUUUUCUAGUCGAGCUUCAUUAUUAAUGGCUCAACAUGGACCACCUAUGCAUCACUUACCACGGCUGCCUUCUGGUCCUAAUGCUUUUCAAGAAACCACAGUUCCAGCUCAUCUUGCUCAGUUCAGGCCUAUCCUUGCCUCUGGUGGUGGUAUAAAUCACAGUUUUCCUCUUCACCCCAUGGCAAAUGCCCAAGCAGCCAUGAACCGCUUUCCUUUCCACCAUGUUCCAAAUCAUCAGCAACAAACGGACUAUAAUCCAAAUGGAAAUGCUGCUAUGGGCCCUGUAGUCAGUGGUCUAUCACAAGGAGCAGAUGCAAUGCCUUUACUAAGCAUGGUAGGAUACCAUCCAUCGGCUAUGGUACCUGGCAAUGGAAAUAUUACUCACCCGUACCCUGGAGUGCAUACACUAAUGAGUGUCAGGCCAAAUCAAAGAUCUGCAAGCACGACUCCUUCAGUUGGAACAUCUUCUAAAGAUGAAGGGUCACCCAUGGCAGCUAUGUCUCCCAAUGCUUCACCUCAAGGAAGCAAUUUACCUUCACCCACUGGUAUGAAUCUUCAAGAAAAUCCAAAUCCAGCUGGCACAAUCGGUGAGGAUCGAAAACUACCAAGGCCUAUUGGUAUGGAGCGAGCUCAACGAAAAAAUCCUAUGUUUGGAGGUGUGUCAGAUGUUGGUGGGAUCUGGUCCUUUACUUCAUCAGGCAGAUCUGAUAUUCCAGUAACGGGAGACUGGAUACACAAUAUGCAGGGUACCAUUCCUCAAAUGCAGCAAGAUGAUGCUGGAAUGACUAAUAUACAGAAUUACAAUGGAAGAUUUGCUGAUAUGUUGGCUAUGGAAAAUAGUCAUCAUCUAGAUCAGGCAUUUCAGGCUGUUGCUGGCAGUACCUUUCCCUACAUGAAUGGUAUGCCUACACAUAUAAUGCCACCUCAUUUCUAUCAAAACAAUGCUGCAGGACCUGGCCCGGUGGAAAAUCAGAUUGAAAUGUGGGGGAUGCAUCCAAAAGUGCCACUCUCUUCCGGUGGUGAUGUUCUACCACAAAAUGUAGAACACAACAAAAUGGCGUGGCAGAAUUGGAGCUCUCAUCAGGCCUGAUGUCGUAUUUAUCUUUUUUAUCCCUUCCCUGUUACUCAGAAAAUUUCUUGCCCUGUAGAAAGAAAAAUACAAAUCAUGGCUUAUACUUUUGCUCUAAAAGAGGAGGUUUGCAGCUGCUUUUGGACUUUGUACCAAGAGACUUCAUUAUUUGUUUAGUACUAUGCAAACAAACUGGUGGUUAGAGGAGACUGGAAUAAUUGUAAUAUGUUUGUUCACUGAGAUUGGGUGACUUGUAUACAGAAAGAAAAUAAUUCAAAAAUAUGACUUAAAGAUUUUUCAGUUUGCAUGGAAAUCUGGAAAAUCAUGCACUGUGAGAAUGUAAUUGUAAGAUGAAUAAUUGUAUUGGAAAAUUUCAUGUAUAAGUAAAAAGUUUCCUACCUGCA